Messenger RNA from Durio zibethinus, 896 nucleotides. RefSeq lists its product as uncharacterized. Gene Ontology annotation, molecular function: zinc ion binding. NCBI's taxonomy places the organism in Eukaryota, Viridiplantae, Streptophyta, Magnoliopsida, Malvales, Malvaceae. Gene Ontology annotation, cellular component: mitochondrion. The record is from RefSeq and is a predicted model, not a curated record.
GUUCGUUCGACCAAAGCAGUAAUCAAAAUAAUUCUCUCAGUCAGCCUUCGCUAGAAGUUCCUUUUAUUUUAUUCAAAAAAAAAAAAAAAGGAAAAGAGGAGAGUUUCUAACGAAUAUCCAGGGCUUUUUGCAGAUUUCGAACGGAUCGCUAUGGCAAUUGCUUCGGAUGAAACCACCAGCAUAUGCAAUCACUGUGACAGGGCCAUACCUUCUUCAAAUAUCGAUUUGCAUUAUGCUCAUUGCUCCCGUAAUCUACAAAAAUGUAAAGUUUGUGGUGAUAUGGUUCCAAAAAAGCAUGUUGAGGAACAUUUCUUAAACACCCAUGCUCCGGUGGCCUGUUCACUGUGCAGUGAGACAAUGGAACGUGAAAUUCUAGCUAUCCAUAAAGGUGAAAAUUGCCCCCAGAGGAUUGUUACUUGUGAGUUUUGUGAGUUUCCAUUGCCUGCUAUUGAUCUGGCAGAGCAUCAGGAAGUAUGUGGGAACCGAACAGAGCUGUGUCAUCUGUGUAACAGAUACAUUAGACUGAGAGAAAGAUAUAACCAUGAAAGUAGGUGCACUGGUAUUCCAGAAAACAUUGUGGGAUCUUCCAGGGAUGUGAGGGCAGCUGAAAGGGAUCAAGGUGCUCAGAGAAGGCAGCCAUCUGAAUUUUCACGGAGACUUCUAUUCACCAUUGCAAUAACCGGCAUUGCUGUUAUAUUAGGAUCACUUUUUUUCCAGAAGAAGACAGAGACCAGUCAGGUGCAUUAGCAGAGUAGAGGAUACACACUGGGCUUAUCUAAAUCAGCUUGAGAGCUACAUAUUCCAUUUCUGUAUCUUAAACUAUCCUAGAGCAUGUACUAUUUUUGCUGUAUCAAACUCGUUCAGAUUGUGAUAAUAUACUGAGUCCCAUCUUGAUA